Molecule: messenger RNA, 1539 nt
Organism: Gregarina niphandrodes
Lineage: Eukaryota; Apicomplexa; Conoidasida; Eugregarinorida; Gregarinidae
Product: putative WD-40 repeat protein
Exons: 1
Coding region: 1-1539 (512 amino acids)
Biological process (GO): mRNA splicing, via spliceosome
Cellular component (GO): precatalytic spliceosome
Molecular function (GO): protein binding
Source: RefSeq, a predicted model, not a curated record
AUGUUGGGCUCAAUCCGGUGCGGAUGUUGUCGUCCCCGCCGCAGAGUCAGAGUGGCUCGCGGUUGUACGUUCACGAGUCACCUUCACUAUGCUUAUUUCAGUGUUAUACGGAUAGUGCUCCAGUUCUUAUAUGAGCAACGAUUCGAGCGAGCUUUUGAUGCUCUUCAACUGGAUUCUGGAAUAGGUUACGGAAUUGUGGCCAGUAAGUCCCAGUUUAUCGAGGAUGUGGGGAGGGGCGAUGUGCCGAAGCUCAUAGACGUAUGUGGUAAGGCAAAUCUCCCUGAGGGUUUGGUGACUGAUGUUUUAACACACGUGUGUCUGGAAUUAUUAUCAAGUGAUGAUAUGGAGGGAUACGAAGAAUUACUGUCGAAGUCAAAUGGGUUGAGAAAAUUCUCGGAGGAGGAGAAGGCGGGAAUGCAGCGGGUAGCUAAGGAGAUGCGUCCAGAGGAUUUUGUGACCCAGCGUCGGGUGCUGGCGGAGAAGGUGGCGGGUUAUUUAGAGGAGAUGCCUGCGAGUCGGUUGUUGAGUAUAAUUGGUGAGUCUUUGAAGAGGGGUGGCGUUGAUGAGGGUGCGUAUGAUCUUUGUCGAUCGAUGAAAGGUGAAGGGGGUGGAUAUCCCCCGAUGUCUCCGUUGUGCGAUAUAUCAUUCCAAUCUGAAGUGACGUCCGUGAGUUUCUCGCCCGAUGGCCGGACGCUGGCGGUGGGUAUGGUGAAUGGUCGGAUCGAGUUGUAUUUGUGGAAGACUGGAAAGUUACGUGAGGAAUUGGGGUGGACGACCCAGUUGGUUUGGGAGCAUAGCUUGAACGGUCAGGGCAUCCGGAUUACGGCCCUCAAAUUCAGUCCGGACGGUCUCAUUCUGGCUUCGGGUGAUGAGAAAGGUAAUGUGAAGCUAUGGCAGGUAGAGAACGGACGUCUAGGCCAGAAAAUAGUGUGUGCGCACACACACGCAAUCAAUAGUAUUGAAUACCAUCCCAAAAACCAACCUGUACUCUUAACCGCCAGUAAUGACGGGACGGCCAAGAUCCUACAGAUUCGCUCCGCAACCACCAGUCUCGCCUUCACGGGACACGAGGGGUUCGUCACCGCAGCCAUAUUCAGUGGCAAAUUCGUCAUCACCGGUUGCACCGACUCCCUCGUCCGGGUCUUUGCUCUCAAAAGUGGCGCGCUCAUCAAGAAAUUCAAUGUCCCCACACCUCCAAGCAGCAAUCGCGCAGUCACCGCCCUCUACCCGCAUCCCCAUAUAGACCAUGCCUUCUACAUCUCCACCCCCGGCAAUGCCUGCUGUCUCGCCACAACCCAAGGCCUCCCACUCCAUGUUUACUCCUGCGAACAUGAAGAUGACCGGGUACUCGCCGCCUGUCCCCAGGGCAACUGGCUAAUGGUCCUAAUUCAAAACCGCACCCUUCUCGCCAUCGACCCAGAAACCAACCAAGUCCAUGCCACCCAACAACUCUCGCAUGCCGCCACCCACCUCGCACAUAACCCAGUUAACAACGUCCUCGCCAUCUGGGCCGGAAAGUCGCUUCUGGUCCUCGACUAA